UUGAUAAUGAAAGGGCACUCUUUCCGAAAACCCUCUUGGUGACUUGCUCGACAAGCUAAAAAUGUGUACAUCGUAAAGUUAGGAGAAACAAGUUCGUAGAGGGGUAGUCGUACACAUGAAAAUCUUAAUUAUAAAUAAAUAAAUACCUAUGACGCCAUACCACAUACGGUUAAGAAGUUUAAGUCCUGCAUAAUUAAACUCAAUCGCUAACUUCUCUACCCUACUUAUUUUCUCAAAUAAAGAAAAAAUUCAUAGUUUCAUACUUAUCUCAUCUCAUACAUCCAGGCGCACCAGUAAAAUACAUACCCAAAAACACCACUUUUGGGUUCUGUAAUUUGAUAAAUUUGUCGCCGUUUUGCCUCUUGUCAUUCAGUAAAUGUAAACCUAGCUUACUAUUUUAACGAUAAGCAGCAUCGUUGACUAUUUCAUUCCAGGGUUUGUGUAAAGUUCGAGGGCGUUUGUUCUGCAGUAAGUAGAGGGGACUUCUUUUGGCAUUGCAUUAUGGCGACAAGGGCUCAAUUUGAAAAUUCUUCUGAAGUUGGUGUCUUUUCAAAGCUUACAAAUGCAUACUGUCUGGUGGCCAUUGGUGGAUCAGAGAACUUUUACAGCACAUUCGAAUCUGAGCUAGCUGAGGUCAUUCCUGUUGUGAAGACAUCAAUAGCUGGAACCAGAAUAAUUGGACGACUCUGUGUUGGGAAUAAAAAUGGUCUGCUAUUACCAAAUACGACAACUGACCAAGAGCUUCAGCACUUGAGGAAUAGCUUGCCUGAUCAAGUUGUGGUGCAAAGAGUUGAUGAAAGAUUGUCUGCUCUUGGCAAUUGUGUUGUCUGCAAUGAUCAUGUAGGACUAAUUCAUACUGACUUGGACAGGGAGACGGAAGAACUGAUAGCAGAUGUUCUAGGAAUCGAGGUUUUUAGGCAAACUAUUGCUGGAAAUAUUCUUGUUGGCAGUUAUGGUGUGCUUUCUAACCGAGGGGGGCUGGUACAUCCACACACAUCCAUUGAAGAUCUAGAUGAGUUAUCAACACUCCUCCAAGUGCCACUUGUAGCUGGCACUGUCAAUCGUGGAAGUGAAGUUGUGGCUGCUGGAAUGAUUGUAAAUGAUUGGACUGCUUUCUGCGGAUUGGACACAACAGCGACUGAAUUGUCAGUUAUUGAAAGUGUUUUCAAAUUGAGAGAAUCACAGCCGAGUGCAAUAGUCGAUGAGAUGAGAAAAUCAUUGAUUGAUAGCUUUGUUUAAUCUCCUAUAGUGUGUACCAUUUGGGUGGUGUACAAAAAGAAUAUGGUGGACAUCAGGAUAAUUUUGCUAAGCAGUUUGAAUUAAAGAGCUUUUGGCAUAAAUCUGGAAAAAAACAGUGGAUGUUGUACUAACCUUGCUAAGCAGCUUGAAUUAUUAUAUUUUGGCCUAAAUUCUAAUUA
This is a messenger RNA of Cryptomeria japonica (Japanese cedar), 1418 nucleotides long. Its product is annotated as eukaryotic translation initiation factor 6-2. The record is from RefSeq and is a predicted model, not a curated record. Lineage: Eukaryota; Viridiplantae; Streptophyta; Pinopsida; Cupressales; Cupressaceae. The transcript is spliced from 8 exons. Gene Ontology annotation, biological process: maturation of LSU-rRNA; cytosolic ribosome assembly; ribosomal subunit export from nucleus. The coding region runs from base 502 to 1239 and encodes 245 amino acids. Gene Ontology annotation, cellular component: nucleolus; cytosol; preribosome, large subunit precursor. Gene Ontology annotation, molecular function: ribosomal large subunit binding.